CAAAGUACGAAAUGACAGAAUGAAAAAGGAAGUGGAGAAAAUAAUUAUGAAAACCAGAGAAGAGCAGGAAGCACUUAUGAUACUAGGUGACUUCAACGGACACAUUAGUGGACUGGGAAAGCAAAAAGAAGAUGACAAUGGAAAAACAGUUCUUGAAUGGAUGAAUGAUCAUGCACUAAUUUUACUAAACAUGGAUGAAAGAUGCAAGGGACAGAUAACAUGGCAGAGAAAAGAACAGCAAAGUGUGAUUGAUUUUGUAAUAGUAAAUGAUAAAUGUUACAAAUGGUUUGAAGAAAUGAACAUAGAUGAAGACAGAGAAAAGUUUGAUCUCUCAGAUCACAAUAUGAUCACUGUGAGCAUGAGGCUACCAGAUGGUAAGAAUCUCAAUUUCUCCCAGGGGAAAGAAAAAACAGUAGAAUACUACAAGACUGAUGAAGAGGCACUGAAAGAGUUUGCAGAGGAAGUAUGCAGAAGGGUACAAGAUGAAGAGAUGCAAACAAUGGAGAUGUUAAAUAGAACUAUGCAAAAUACUGCAGAAGACAAGCUAAAAGCCAGAUAUAUAAGGAGAGUUCUGAACUCACAAGUACAAGUGAAAGAACCUCCAUGGAUGACAAAAGAAAUAAAAAAAGAAAUCAAGAAAAGAAAAGAAAUAAACAGGAAAAAGCGAAAUGCCCAAUCUCAGGAAGAAGUCGAGGCAUUGGAAAUAUUGUAUCUGAAACAGAAAAGACAUGUACAAUCCCUGAUCAAGGAGCAGAUGGGUAUACAUGAGAAGAAGAUAACCAAUGAAAUAAAAUGCAGCACAAACAAAAGCAAAGCUCUAUGGAAGAACAUUGAUAGCCUAAGGAGAAGGGAUUUAAAAAAGAAUGAGGAAACAAACCUGUUCACCUCAGAUGGACAAAAGCUGGGGAAAAAAGCAGAAAAGGAAGAACUUAUAAGAUAUUGGAAGACUGUAUACCAAAAGCAUGCAAAUGAUAUAAGUCAGAUAUGGAAUGAAGAAAGCAAAAAUGAAUAUAUCAGAGCAUUAGAGAAUGAGGAGCAAUCUAGCAAUGUCAGAAGACCACUACAAGAUCAUGAAGAGAUGGCCCAAACUGCUACCAGAGGCCUGGAGCCUGACGUAUGGGGUGGUCGCAAGAAGUUGCAACAAACUGCUGAUAGGGAAAACCUUCUGGAAGAGCCUUGCUCUGCCAUCCAUAUUAUAUGGUGUCAAUAUAUUCCACGUAACAGAAGAAGAGGUCAAGAAGCUGGAAGUUAUAGAAAACGGAGUAUAUCGGCAGAUACUUGGUGCACCGAAAUACACAGCCAACUGUGCCCUCCGAGGUGAAAUUGGAGCUUCGGCGAUGAAAACAAGAGUAAUCAAAGGACAUCUACAGUAUGUUAGAAGCACUCUACAAGGAAAUAACCAACUAUUGAAGGAAGUGAUAGAAACUCAAUUAGAAGAAAAGGGUACGAAAUGGGCGAGGAUGAUUAUCACACACUUAGAAACCCUAAAUCUAAACCAAGGCGACCUUAGAAACAUGAAGAAAGAAGAACUAAAUAAGAAGAUGAUUAGUUGGGACGAUAAAAGAUGGAAAGAGGAAGUAGAGACUAAAACAAGUUUGAAGGUAUACAAGAGAUGGAAGCUGAAGAUAAAAGAGGAUGAUGUUUAUGACAACACCCCGCAAUCAAGAAUCCUCUUUCAAGCGAGGACGGAUACUCUCCCUCUGAACGCAAGGAAGAAGUUUACUAAAGAAAGAACGAACUGUGCCUUGUGUGAAGCGGAAAAUGAAGAUAUUAAUCAUUUCUUGCUAGAAUGUCCAAUAUUAAAUGAAGUUAGGGUGAAUCAUCGUGAAUUACAACAGCCAUACUUGGAAGACAAAGAAGAAGUUAUAAUGAGAUUUCUAUUUGAUAAGGAAAGAAGGAAUAUGGAAGAAAAGAAACAGAUUUUGUACAGCAUGUGGACCCUAAGAACUAAAAGGCAAAAAGAGCUCAAUACUUGUUAAGCACCCCGUACCAACUCAUAGCGCGAUAGUUUAAGUUAAAGUUUAAAAAGAAAAGGAGGAGCCGUUGCAAAGGCAAUUCCUCAAAACCGUCAAGUUCAAGU
This is a messenger RNA of Amphibalanus amphitrite, 2080 nucleotides long. RefSeq lists its product as uncharacterized. The record is from RefSeq and is a predicted model, not a curated record. Lineage: Eukaryota; Metazoa; Arthropoda; Thecostraca; Balanomorpha; Balanidae. Bases 1029 to 1979 code for a protein of 316 amino acids. The transcript has 2 exons.